UAAAUUGAAAGGAUUUUACUUUUGCCUUGAUGAGUAUUAAAAAAAAAAAAAUCUCACAAAUUUAUAGAAGUCAUACCUUAAGUUUUUCGAUUUUCCUUAUCAAACUGCCAAACACAACAGCCGGAUAGACGGUGGCGAUUUGGUACUCGACUCAGAACUAGCACUACUGCCACCCCAGGGCCAUAUCUGUGGAAUUGGCCAAAGUAUGGAGGCUAGAAUAGAGCCCCAGAAACUUGGCAUCCGUGCACAGCCUCCUGCACUCAUCCUCAUUUAUCGUAAUUCUGAUGGGAGGGAGAGGCAGCGUACAAUGCCAAUCAGGUUUUUGAACAAAUAUGGGACUGUGGAGAAGGUUUUAAAGGAGCUGAAGGAAAGACAUAAAGAACAUUUGGAAAAGGUUCCAGAUCUGAGAAUGGAGAAGAUGCUGAGGAUUUUACAGGAACCCCAAAAGGGUCGAAGCAUAGAUGAGGCUGUGUCUAAUAUAAGUAAAGACUAUGAUCUGGAUCCAAAUCAGGACCUGAAUAAGUUGAAUGAUGAACAGCUGAACAGAAAGAAGAAGAUAAUGGACAACACUUUCCAGAAAAAUCAGUUGAAGCCAGGUGAUCCAGGCUAUGAAUAUGACAAGCAGGUAGACUUGACACUGCAGAGAAGGUAGAAGCUGGCUGGGAUUCUUCUGAAGAGGACUUUUGGUCUUAACACAGGCGUGUAAGUUUUUUGUAGACAAGUAAAUGAGAGAAAAUAAUGAAAUAACUGAAGUUGCUCUUCACUGUAUGAUCUAGGGUGAUACUAUAUAGAAAAUGCUCAAUCUUUAUCCUCUGGAUGACAUGAGGUUCAUUUCAUCACUGACUUGGGCUUGGCUCAGGAUAGUGUUAUUCAUGUUAUUAUGAUGAAUGCAUUCCCUCUUA
This is a messenger RNA of Penaeus monodon (black tiger shrimp), 902 nucleotides long. RefSeq names its product centrosomal protein of 19 kDa-like. Gene Ontology annotation, cellular component: ciliary basal body; centrosome; spindle pole. Bases 206 to 652 code for a protein of 148 amino acids. The record is from RefSeq and is a predicted model, not a curated record. Lineage: Eukaryota; Metazoa; Arthropoda; Malacostraca; Decapoda; Penaeidae. The transcript is spliced from 4 exons. Gene Ontology annotation, biological process: trans-Golgi to periciliary membrane compartment transport; microtubule anchoring at centrosome.